AUGUCGAGCCCUAGCGCAGCCGCCAUCCUCCUCUACUCCUCCUGCAUGCUGGCGAGGAGUUUCAUGAUCAUGUCACGUUCGCGCUUUGCCUCCUCAACUUCCGCACGCACCGUCUCCAUGUUGGAGUCGGUCCUCAACUGCAUCGCCACGAUGGUGCGCAUCAAAGCCUAUAGAUCAUCAUUCUCGGUCUCUUCCACCACGACGCCUUCGCGUCGGUGCUCCGCUUGUAGGGAUAAACAUCUUGUCUGGGCCACCCCCGCCGCCUUGGAUCCGGCGUCAGUCUUCUCCGUGGUGAAUUUGGUGAUAGCCAUGGUCCUUGUUGGCCGCCCUAGUUUAGAGUUGUGA
Molecule: messenger RNA, 345 nt
Organism: Linum trigynum
Lineage: Eukaryota; Viridiplantae; Streptophyta; Magnoliopsida; Malpighiales; Linaceae
Source: the annotation of a GenBank genome assembly